AUGAGUCGCAACGCAUCAUCAAAAGCAGAGGUCAUUCAAGAAUGGGCCGACUUUGAUGCAAAUGGCGCCACAUUUGAGCGUGGACGCAUGGAAGCCAAUAUCCAAUCCCUCUGUUUCCACGAGCCUGCGGGCGUAUCAGAUGAAAUGAAAGACAGGCACAAAGGUGUCAAGGUCAAAGGUAGCGACGUCACAAGCUUGACAUCCGAGCUGCUCGUAGAGCCUGAAGUCGCAGAGGCUGCGUUAGUGAAAGCAGGCGGCGACCUGGAUGAGGCGUUCCAUUUGCUUCUCCAGCACACGUCUGUUCCCUAG
This is a messenger RNA of Malassezia restricta, 309 nucleotides long. RefSeq lists its product as uncharacterized. The transcript has 2 exons. The record is from RefSeq and is a predicted model, not a curated record. Lineage: Eukaryota; Fungi; Basidiomycota; Malasseziomycetes; Malasseziales; Malasseziaceae. Bases 1 to 309 code for a protein of 102 amino acids.